CACGCACUAGUAAAUAAAUAAAGAAAGAAUCCACCGGUGUUUAGUGCCUUUUGAAUUUGAAUUUCGGGAGAUAUCUCAUUCGGUCUUCCGCUCUCUCAUUUUUCCCCUUUUCAAACCCAAAGAUCUCAGUCCCUCUUUUCGGAAUUAGCUCCCAAAUUUCUGCUAAAACCCUAGUCACCUUCUCACGCGACGCUGACUGACGGCGACGAUGACAGCGGCGCCACCACAAUCGACUGGCCGCGAGCUGUCGAACCCUCCGACCGACGGCAUUUCAAACCUCCGCUUCUCGAACAACAGUGACCAUCUCCUCGUUUCUUCCUGGGACAAGAGUGUUCGACUGUACGACGCGAGCGCCAAUGUGCUGAGGGGAGAGUUUAUGCACGGAGGAGGCGUGCUCGAUUGCUGCUUCCACGAUGACUCAUCGGGGUUUAGUGCCUCUGUUGAUCACACUGUUAGAAGGCUUGUGUUCAACUACAAUAGGGAGGAUAUUUUGGGGAAGCAUGAUGCCCCUGUUAGAUGCAUUGAGUAUUCAUAUGGAACCGGCCAAGUUAUCACGGGUAGUUGGGAUAAAACGAUAAAGUGUUGGGACCCCAGAGGUGCAAGUGGUCAGGAGCAUUCACUUGUCGGCACAUAUUCCCAGCCCGAACGAGUAUACUCAAUGUCCCUUGUUGGCAAUCGAUUAGUGAUUGCAACUGCUGGAAGACAUGUGAAUGUGUAUGACCUUCGGAAUAUGUCUCAGCCUGAACAAAGAAGGGAAUCAUCACUGAAGUAUCAGACUAGAUGUGUUCGAUGUUACCCCAAUGGGACAGGCUAUGCUCUCAGUAGUGUGGAAGGUCGGGUUGCUAUGGAGUUUUUUGAUCUGUCUGAGGCUGGUCAGUCGAAAAACUAUGGUACUUUUGCUACUGGAGGCUGUGAUGGUUAUGUGAAUGUAUGGGAUGGAAACAACAAGAAGAGGCUGUACCAGUAUGCCAAGUACCCAACAAGCAUUGCAGCUUUGUCGUUUAGCCGGGAUGGAAAACUCUUGGCAGUUGCAUCUAGCUAUACAUAUGAAGAGGGAGAAAAACAACAUGAACCAGAUGGAAUAUUCGUUCGGAGUGUGAAUGAAGUCGAAGUGAAACCAAAACCCAAAGUUUCAAAUCCUGCUGCAUGAAUGAAUGAAUGCUUGUAUUAGGACUAGAUUUUAUCUUUCUUUGGGUUUGUAACAUUUUUUUUUUUUGAUUCUGUUUGCCUUUUGGUCUUGGUGUUUUGUGGUUGUGAAAUCUGGAUUUGUUCUUCUAAUCAUGUUCUCGUUGAUUACUUUUGAAUGAUGAUGUUUUGGUACACAUUAAGAUAUUUAUUAUUUUGUGCAUCAUAUAGUUUGUUCAUGUAUUUAAGGAGAAAUAUUUGAAUCUUAUAUAGCAU
Messenger RNA from Striga asiatica, 1401 nucleotides. The record is from the annotation of a GenBank genome assembly. Lineage: Eukaryota; Viridiplantae; Streptophyta; Magnoliopsida; Lamiales; Orobanchaceae.